This is a messenger RNA of Desarmillaria tabescens, 1563 nucleotides long. RefSeq lists its product as uncharacterized. NCBI's taxonomy places the organism in Eukaryota, Fungi, Basidiomycota, Agaricomycetes, Agaricales, Physalacriaceae. The record is from RefSeq and is a predicted model, not a curated record. Bases 1 to 1563 code for a protein of 520 amino acids. The transcript is spliced from 3 exons.
AUGCACUUCCUAGCGGCGCGGACGUACAAGCAACCCAGUAUCGGUGCACCUGUCCUGGAGGAAAAUAUGAAGCUCCUCCAGAAGAACCUAUGGGGCGCAUCGAGGCCCGCUCAAAUGAACUCCCCCCCCUAUCAGCAUGUCUUUUCUUCCACAGACACUGGACACCGAACGAGGUAUCCUUUCCUUGAGCCUCAUCCCCGACAAUCUCUAGGGAAGAGGGUUCAUAAUGGUGCUGAAGUCGAGAUGAACGUCAGGAGCAGAUACCAUGCUGUGAAUCGACUCUCACCGUCCACCUCGAAUGGUUCCUCUGGAGCCUCAAAUCACAUUUUACUCCCGCCUAUCGAUGGCGAUUACUCCCCAUGGCGUCACCUAUCUCCCACAGGUGAUGACCAGCGCGGCGCAUCGUCGAGCUGGUGCUCUUCACCCACCGAGAUCUCUGGCAGCUCUUUGCUUCAUUCCCACUCUGACCGAUUGUCGCGGGUCUCAAACGCGGAUAACAGACAAAGAUAUCAGCCCUACUUUCGAUCCAGGCCGCUGCUACGCUACACACAAGACAGCGAUAAGCAGCUACCAGAGAACUUCCGAGACAACUCGACAUCUCCUCCUGGCAUGCUCCUGGGUAAUGAUCCAGAGGAAAAUGUCAUGACCAGAAUCCACCGGCACGAUAGUCGCCAUUCCAGCCCUCCUCCGCAUGUGCUGGACAUGGAAGGCGGACGUCGGUCUGUCAGGCUUCAUGAUUCUUUCGUUAAUCGUGACCGCAAGUUGCCCCCGCUAGUCCUUGAUCGUGAAGAUCUUCGUUUACCCCCUGUCCACCGACCGUAUCGGUAUGAAGCCACAUCAUCUGAGAAUGAAGGCUAUCGCUCGCUUCACGAAGACUUUCCGAGUCUUAGUCGACACCAGCUGCCGACACCUCCUGGAAGUAGCUCAUCGCCGCUUGCCCCCAACUUCCGCGGAUUUUCUGAUCAUCAUCGACCCUGGCGAUCACGGCCCAUUCAUCAGCCUCAGGAGGCUUCACGAGAGAAGGAUCAUCGUGAUGUUAGAGGGACUUCCAGAGAUCUGCCACCUCCCAUCUAUGACUCACUAAUGGAUGAGGCACUAUCAGACGAUAACUAUCCUAACGACAGGAUUUCAACUUCGAUCCCAUUUUACAUGUUGUCGAGGAUGACCUACGGCACACAAGAGCGCAACGAAGGCUAUACUCACGAUAGGGUACUUCAUAGUGCCUACGAGGACUCUAAUCAAUCCCUGCUGAACAGCUCCCACAGCGAUAAGGCAUUCGGACCCUCAACCAACAAAGAGUAUGCAGCAGCAUCCAGAAGUUUACCCAGCCCCAUCGAUGACUUGCCAAUGAACGAAGCAUCCUUUGACUUAAUCCACGGAAAUAACAGAUCCCGGAUGUCUGGUACCUCUACUGCGUCAACGAACAGCGACGCCUCAGUACUGUUAGCGACCGAUUACACAAACAAGAUCAAACAACUAAGCGUGACUCGCACUUCGGUCAGGCGCUUUAUGUUGCUCGCAGGUUUGCAUGCAGGGAGCUAUCGCUUAGUUGAGCGAGAGUGA